CAACUGCUACUGGCUUGAACUAUAAUAAAGCCUUUCAUUUAUUUUAAUCAAUUUCCAACCAAUUCAUCAUACCAUAACCCUGAGUCAACAAACCAUUUUCUUAGGAAAAAGAGAGAGAAAAAAGAAAAGAAAAAGAAAAUACUCAUCAUCAUCAACAACAAGAAGACAACCCUCUUACUGUUUUUCUUUCUUUAGUUUCUUUACCUUUUUUCCCACCUACUUAUCUUUCUUCAACAAAUCUCUACACAGGAAACUCUUUAACUCCCAUUCUGUUCUCUGAGUUAAAGGGCUUAUCAGGAAGAGAAUAUGCAGCCAUUAGUACUUGCUUAGAGUUUUACAUUUUUGUAGUUUGUGAUGGGUUCUAUAGGAAAUCCCAAAACUUGGGUUCCAUUUGUGAAUAACAAAGAUUGUUCUCAAAGAUUCUGCAGCGAGCAUUGUCCACAAUGGUGCUACAUAAUCUUCCCUCCUCCACCUCCUUCUGCCAAUCAGUUCACUGAAGACAAUUCAAGUCUAACUUUUUCUCCUCUUGUAAUUGCCAUCAUCGGCAUUAUUGCAAGUGCUUUUCUUCUGGUAAGUUAUUACACCAUAAUCUCUAAAUGUUGUGGCAACAGAAGCUCUGUAAGAGCAAGUGAAAAUAAUCCUGAGCCAACUCAAGAAUUGGAAGACGAUCACAACCCUUCUCUCCAUGAGCCAUGGUUUGUUGUAACUGCUGGCUUGGAUGAUGCUCUCAUCAAGUCCAUUACAGUUUGUAAGUACAAGAAGGGAGACGGUUUGAUUGAAGGCACUGUCUGCUCAGUUUGUCUCAGUGAGUUCGAAGAAGAUGAAAGCAUUAGGCUUUUACCGAAGUGUAGCCACGCUUUCCAUCUUCCUUGCAUUGAUACAUGGCUUAAGAAUCAUUCAAAUUGCCCUUUGUGUCGGGCUAACAUCUUUUUCAUCAGUGCUUCGCCUCCUCAGUUACCUCCGAUCAUUGAAUCUCCGGCAAAUCAAGACUCGGUACAAGAUAGUCAAGCUGCGAGUGAAAAUGUAGCAAUUGUACAAGAUAUAGAAAGAGGCCUCAGCGAAGAGGGGAUAAUUCAGAAUGAUGGGAAUUUGAAGACUCCAUUGCGUGCUUUUAGUGAUCUGGGGAAUUUGCAAGGGAGAAAUGCUGUUAUGGAGAUGACAAAAGAAUGGUGUCAACACAUAAGAAGAUCAAUUUCAAUGGAUCAUUCAUGUCAAACCGGGGUUUCGAUUGCUGAUAUGCUGAGAAUGAACCGAGAUGAAGAUAUUAUUCGAGAGGAAGAAUGUAGUGGAAGUGAAGGAUCAUCAAAACAAUCAGCAGAAACCAGCAAGGCCAUGAGCAAGAAAAAGGCUUUGCAUUGUGUAAGGAGUCCUGUGAUGAAGAGAACGUUUUCAAGUGGAAGAUUCCUGCUCACCAGGCAAGGAAGAUUGCGAGACUCAAUCAUUCCUCUGUAAAAAAAAAAAAAAAAAAAAAAAAAAAAAAAAAAAAAAAGAGGAAAAAUUGACACUGUAAAAUGUAAGGAUUAGUAUAAUUAAUGAAGAGAAAACCAGAGGUCUUCGAAUCAUAUAUAGCUUAUUCCGUGAGUGAUAACUUUGUUCUCUGUGUCUUUUCUCGCUAACAUUCUUUAGAUUGCAAUGCUUAAUUUCUUUUAGUUUUA
This is a messenger RNA of Mangifera indica (mango), 1655 nucleotides long. RefSeq names its product RING-H2 finger protein ATL52-like. The record is from RefSeq and is a predicted model, not a curated record. The coding region runs from base 355 to 1452 and encodes 365 amino acids. NCBI's taxonomy places the organism in Eukaryota, Viridiplantae, Streptophyta, Magnoliopsida, Sapindales, Anacardiaceae. The transcript has a single exon. Gene Ontology annotation, biological process: protein ubiquitination. Gene Ontology annotation, molecular function: transferase activity.